UAAACGAAACUUAUUUUAGCUGAAAACACUACGUAUUCUUACUUACAGCCUCCGCUAGGAGUACCAGUGUUCUGUGCUUACAGCUGAUAAUAUAACCAUUACCGAAUAACAACAAUAAUCAAUAACCUCAAAAUUUUAUGACAUGAAGUCGGCACUUAAAUUUCAAUUAGUACACAACAAACGAUGUAAUCGUUAGUAAGAGUUGUGUGUUGAGAAAUAAUUUAAAAUAGGUAUUUAGUAUUAUUUAAAAUGCACUGCUAAGUUGUACUUAAAUGAUUGAUUUAUUUUUGAAGUGCUAAGUUGUAACUUGUAGUGUAACGUUUAGGAACCUUUGACUUAUAAUUCAUUUACAUAAAAAAUCUCCUAACGAACAUUACAAUGGCACGCAUGGUUUUUGUAGCAUGGGAUUAUGUUAUUAUGGCCACUACCAUGUUAAUAUCUAUCGGCAUUGGUAUUUAUUUUAGAUUUAGUGGCGGCAAACAGAGAACAAAUGAGGAAUACCUUAUGGCGAAUCGAAACAUGUCAAUAUUUCCCGUAGCGGUGUCGCUUAUGGCUUCCUUUGUAUCUGCAAUCACAAUUUUGGGACUAUCUGCUGAAAAUUAUUAUUAUGGAAUGCAAUUUGCAGUUAUAAAUAUAUCGUAUUUUCUUGCUACUCCAAUCGCCUCUCGAUAUUAUUUGCCAGUAUUUUUUGGAUUGCAAAAAACAAGUACCUAUGAGUAUUUGGAAUUAAGAUUUGGUCCGCGUAUAAGAACAUUGGCGUCAUUAACAUAUACCUUUCAAAUGAUAUUGUACAAUGGGGUGGUGCUUUAUGCUCCGGCAAUCGUUCUAGAAUCGGUAACUGGAUUGGAUAGAUUAAUUUCUAUAUUAGUGGUGGGUUUAGCGUGUACAUUUUACUCAACAAUAGGGGGUAUGAAAGCGGUACUGUUUACGGAUUUAUUGCAAUCAUUUCUUAUGUUGAGCGCUGUUGUUAGUGUUGUUAUAUUCGCUUCAAUACAAGUUGGAGGCUUCGGGAACAUAUUCGUAAUAGCGAAAGAGCGUGGACGUCUGGAUUUUACAAAUUUUUCAUUGGAUCCGACAGAAAGACAUACAUGGUGGUCAUUGAUCGUUGGAGGUUUUAUUACGUACCUAUCUUUAUAUGCAGUUAAUCAUACGCAAGUACAGCGUUUGUUGACAGUCAGUACAUUGUCUCGGUCGCAGAUGUGUUUAUGGUGGAGCUGGCCAGUUCUGUCGAUUCUCAGUAUUGUGACAUGUACCAGCGGUCUUGCUAUAUACGCUGUUUAUAAAGAUUGCGAUCCUUCGCUCACUAAGAAUAUAGCGGGAAUAGAUCAGUUAAUGCCAUACUAUGUGGUUGACGCGAUGAGGUCAGUGCCAGGAUUGGCCGGUUUAUUCGUGGCAGGCAUUUUUAGCGCAUCACUAUCGACUGUUUCUGCAUCUUGUAAUGCCCUUGCUGCUGUGACUCUUACGGAUUAUGUUAGUAGAUGGUGCAAAAUAAAUGAUUUAUAUAUCCCGUGGUUGACCAAAAUAGCGGCAUGUGGUUUCGGUCUCUUGUUCCUAGCGCUAGCAUUUUUGGCAGAACAUUUGGGAGGGGUGUUGCAAGCGGCUUUAACUAUUUUCGGCGUCGUUGGUGGCCCGUUGUUCGGAGUUUUCACUUUGGGAAUGUUCACCACUUACGCUACUGAAAUGGGUGUGUCCACUGCGUUGCUAAGUGGCAUGUCCGUAACGUUAUGGAUGAGCUUUGGGUCACCCCGACCUGUUCCUGUGAAACUGCCACUAAAUGUGGACAGUUGUCCUUAUAAUGUAACACUAACGCCGACAACUACCUCGAAUCCUAGUGAUUACUUCUAUUUAUAUAGAAUAUCGUAUAUGUGGACAAGUCCGAUCGGUUUCGUGUGGGUGCUAGUGGUGGGCUCGCUGGUGUCUCUAGUAUGGAGACACACACAGCCGUGGCAGCGCGCCGGCCGCCCGCACCCCGACCCCGCGCUCUUCACGCCACCGCUCGCCAACUAUCUGCGCGCUAAAUAUAACGUUCAGGAACCUAACGUGCAGCUUCAGCUAAUAAAGAGCGAUGAAGAUAAAUAAUCUCAAGAAACUAUCAAUAACCAUUUAGCAAUUCCUUUAUAUUUUCAUUGUUUCGGAUCUGAUUCCUCAAUGAAGACGUAGUUUUAAGGCUUAAUUUAUACUUUAUUCGUUUAAAUAAUAUAAAAGAUACUUAAUCAGUGAAACUGUUUAAGGCUGUGAUUUCAGUAUUUAUGGAAUAAUCGGGUAAGAUAUUUUGGUUGUUGGCUUAAUGUGUUUGGGUAUUAUUUAAACUUAAUAAACGUAUUUAUAGGAUGACAAAAUAAAUAAGACAUAGGUAAUAGGUAUAUUUUUGAUUGCUCUACAUUAUUUAUAUAAGGCGAAAUAAACAUUAGAGCACUGCCACACACUAUAAAUAUAAUGUUAUAUUUUCUUAGAAAAUAUUUACUUAGUGAUAACUACCGCAAAGUAUUCCUGUUACAGAUUCUUUGAGUUUUUAUAUUUUAUAAGGUUUCAAAGUUCUAUAUUAUAGGAUUUAAAAACUGGUUACAACACAAUAUGUACUUUUAAGCUUAAGGAAUGGUUGUUUGUAUAAUGUAUUAGGUAUUUGAUAUUAGAUUUUAUUUAAAAAUUGUGUUAUUGUAAGUGAUGGGUAACCUAUCAAUAUUUAUGGGGAUACGGUUUCUAAGGUACUUUAUGUUUACUGAUUUCAUGGAUCUGAAUCAAAACAAUUUACAAAUUUUUGUAAAUUUAUAUUUUAAGAAAUAAAACUAUUUAAAAUGUU
Messenger RNA from Colias croceus (clouded yellow), 2800 nucleotides. Its product is annotated as putative sodium-dependent multivitamin transporter. NCBI's taxonomy places the organism in Eukaryota, Metazoa, Arthropoda, Insecta, Lepidoptera, Pieridae. The coding region runs from base 379 to 2079 and encodes 566 amino acids. The transcript has 10 exons. Gene Ontology annotation, molecular function: symporter activity. The record is from RefSeq and is a predicted model, not a curated record. Gene Ontology annotation, biological process: transmembrane transport; sodium ion transport. Gene Ontology annotation, cellular component: membrane.